Brettanomyces nanus is the source of this 2934-nucleotide messenger RNA. RefSeq lists its product as uncharacterized. The record is from RefSeq and is a predicted model, not a curated record. The transcript has 3 exons. Gene Ontology annotation, molecular function: RNA binding. The coding region runs from base 1 to 2934 and encodes 977 amino acids. NCBI's taxonomy places the organism in Eukaryota, Fungi, Ascomycota, Pichiomycetes, Pichiales, Pichiaceae.
AUGUCUUCAGGGACAAACCGAAUCUCCCCUACUUCAAGCAGUGGCUCAGCAGCUCAUCCUUUUGCUAGUCCUUCCGUGACUCCAUUCACCAGUAUUCCAGUCACUCCGAACAGUGUCCCUUUCCCUUCUACUACUUUACCGGCCACUCCCUUAGCCACUGUUCCAGCCACUGUCCCAGCAAAUGUUCCGGCAAACGUUCCGGCAAAUGUACCGGCAAAUGCGUUUGGUUUGGUCUCAAACCCUACUUUCUCCACACCUCCUUUUCUGCCGGAGCUCCAGGCAAUUCUUUCUAGGGCCAACGCUCAACAAAUCUCUCAGCCACAAUCUCAGCUUGCCUCUUCUUCUGACUUCUUGUUGAAUUCUCUCACUGGAAACUCAGCCUCGAAUCUUGGUCUUCGAACUAGGCACCGAUCCGGAACGUUACCAUCACGUUUAUCGGUGGGUCCUGCUAUUACAAAUUCUGCCAUCAAUGAAUCAUCCGUUUCUUCUUCUUCAUUCCUCUUGGGUUCCAAUUCUAGCGCAUCCAGGCUUCGUUCCACAUCCAUUCAAAGUUCUAUUUGGUCAAACGAUGGAACUCAAACAUCUUCUGCACAUAAUUCUCCGGCAUUCUUUGCUCAGCAGCAACAACUGCAACCUCCGCAGAGACCUGCCAUUAAUACCCUCGAUUUGGAUGAACCCCUUGCGUCUACUAAUGCCUCCGUAUCGUCGGCUACUCUGGCUCCAUCGAUUUCAUCGGCUUCCUCGGGUCUCUUUAAUUCCAACAGAACUCGCUCAUAUUCUGCUAAUAAUGCUAUAUUGAAACCUGCGGAUCGUCAGUUCCUCAACCAUUGUUCUACCAUCAGAGAAGAGUAUCCUCAGAGCGAACAGCUACCUCAGCAACAGCAACAAGAACUAAGACCUCCCUUCCAACCUCUUUUCAGUGGCUUCCAGACCAAGUUUCCUGCUCCCUUGCAACUACCAGCAUCUGGUAUUGGUCUGCAGCGGCGUGCUCAGUCAUUUUCAGAGGCUAGUGAACCUCAUAUUUCAGUUAAUAGAGGACCUUUGCUUCAGGAUAAUCUUCCUGAAUCAGAUAUUUCAAUCACAUCAACUCACACUAACCCUUCUUUAGGCCCUACAAGUACUUUGCUUAUUAUCAACGUACCAAGAGAUCAUAACCUCACCAAUGCGGCCAAUUUUUAUCGCAUGAUGAUUCAGUUUGGUAUUAUUGUAUCUGUUAGAGUCGUGGCAUGUACCGAUUCAAGCGAUUUAGUGGUUGCUGUUGAGUUCCAGGAUAUUGACAGUGCAGUUCGUUGUCGUGCUAAGAUGAACUACCAGGAGUUGGUUCCUGGGUUAAGUUGCGUUGUUGCAUUUGCUAAAAUUAUCUACGUGAAUGGUGGAAAGUGCCCGAUGAUACAGAAGCAGGCUCCGGUUGCCGUUGCGGCUUCAGUUCCGGCUUUGGUUCCGGUUUCGCUAGAGGCCCCAAAAUCGGCUCCUGUGAGUACUGCAUCUACCAUACUAACAGCAUCGGCAUCACCUUCCAAUUCGGCAUCCGCUGCACCUCCUCAGGCAUCUAUCCAUGCUUCGCCAGACCCGCAGACACGGGAUACAAACCUCAACGAGGAGUUCGAUAGAUUCAAGCGAAUAUGUAGCGCUCUUCAGUUUACGAAUACGUCUCUUUCGGAUUCACAGCAGGAACAGUUGUCUAUCUUAGUUCGCAGAGCUUUGAGAUACAAUACGGUGCGUGAUUACGGACUUGGAAAGCUGCCAGAACCUCUAGUGGUGCGGAAAUUUGACACUCCAAGGCUUCGGGAAAUCCGGAAGCAAUUGAAUUCAAACCAACUUUCGAAACUCGCCGUGGAAGAACUUGCAUUGGCCAUGUAUGACGAAUUGCCCGAGCUAGCCUCGGACUAUUUAGGCAACACGAUAGUCCAGAAGCUUCUGGAGAUUUGCGGUGUACCAGUUAGAGACAUCAUAGUGAAGCAUCUUGCGCCAUAUCUGGCCCAAAUGGGUUCUCACAAGAAUGGUACAUGGGCUGCACAGAAGAUGAUCAAUACGGUGACCUCUGACAGAGAGAAAUGGCUGAUUUCGAAAUCCUUGUAUAAAUAUUGCACACAGUUAUUCAAUGACCAAUAUGCAAACUAUGUUGUUCAUGGAGUACUGAAGUUUGGUGGGCCUUGCAACGAUUUCAUUGUGGAAGCAAUAUUAGCUACAUUCAUGGAGAUCGCCAGAAACCGGUUUGGUGCUCGUGCCAUCAGAACUUGCAUUGAAAGCGAGUCAAUUUCACAAGAGGCCAUCGUUUUAGUAUCUGUGUGCGUUCUAACAUGGUGCUGGGAUCUCAUGGCGGAUCCCAAUGGUAGUCUUCUUAUUACAUGGUUUUUGGAUACAUGCACAGUGGUCUCGGACAGACAUUAUUUGCUUGCCAAGACACUGUACGAAGACGAUGCAGCUGACUGUGCUGCAAGCGAUUCGAUGUCUGCAGAAGCCCGUGAAUUGGGAUUGAAUUUGGACGACUCUGCAAAUGGCAUUUCCGCGGCAAACAACAGCCGUCUCUGCAAAGUUUGUUGCUCAAAGUUAGGUCACCUAAGCGUGUUGAAAGUUCUGAAUUGCAGAACGAAUCUCGCUGCUCGUAACAUUCUUUUGAAGAAGAUUUUUGGUGAUGAUAUUCUGCCAAUAAACGGUAGCAGCAUCAGCUCGAGCGAGCCUGCCUACUUGCUACAGCCACAGCAACAGCAAUGUGGAAUCCUGGGUUUGAGAUAUGAAGAUUUAGAUGGACAGAACACAUUGAAAUCCACUACAUCAUCGCAGUUUGAUUAUGGUAUGAUGCUAGGGCCACAGUUUGAAAAGCUUACGUUGAGUGGACCAGCGACUAAUUUCUACCAAAGUCAGGGUCAAGGCCAGGACCAAAGUCAGAAUGGAAGGCACAGCCAAGACCCAGGACAACAGCUCUUUUACUGA